Molecule: messenger RNA, 3330 nt
Organism: Notothenia coriiceps (black rockcod)
Lineage: Eukaryota; Metazoa; Chordata; Actinopteri; Perciformes; Nototheniidae
Product: putative pre-mRNA-splicing factor ATP-dependent RNA helicase DHX32
Exons: 17
Coding region: 85-3165 (1026 amino acids)
Biological process (GO): positive regulation of DNA-templated transcription
Source: RefSeq, a predicted model, not a curated record
UUACUGAGAGAGGACACUUCCAGACUUUGUUUUCGUGGAUCAAUUUAUGAAAUCUUAAGCAGACAGACUGGGAACUCACUUGUGAUGGAGCAGGACAUUACCGGUUUAACUGGAGAAGAGUAUACCGAGAGGAUAUCACCCUGUUGUUCAGAUUCAGAGACUCUGAGUCAACGAGACACUGAAAAUGAUGAUAUUUUGGAGCUUAAUCAGUUUGAUGGACUGCCUUAUUCCUCCAGGUUUUACAAAUUGCUGAGGGAAAGGAAAGAGCUGCCAGUGUGGGAUGCAAAAUGUGAAUUUAUGGACACUUUGGCCAAAGGACGGUUUGUCAUUGUCAGUGGCUCUGCCAAAACUGGAAGAAGUUCUCAAAUCCCCCAGUGGUGUGCUGAAUUCUGCCUGUCAGUUCAGUUCCAGCAUGGCAUGGUGGUUUGUACGCAGAUUCACGCGCAGCAGGCUGUAGAUCUCGCCCUGAGAGUGGCAGAUGAGAUGGACGUCAACAUUGGUCAUGAGGUCGGAUACAGCAUCCCUUUGGAAGCAUGUUCCCACAAUGACUCGGUCCUAAGGUACUGCACUGACGACAUGCUCCUGAGAGAGAUGAUGUCGGACCCUCUGCUCGAGCGUUACGGAGUUAUCGUGGUGGACCAGGCCCACCAGAGGACCGUGGCCACCGACGUGCUGCAGGGUCUUCUGAAGGACGUGGCCCUGCAGAGGCCUGAGCUCCGGGUUGUCCUACUCACAGCUGUGGACCCCGACCCAAAGCAGCUGGUCCAUUUCAACGGGUCAGCAGCGCCUCUGAUCCGCCUGCAGAGCCCGGGCGCAGGGGCGGGGGUGCACAGCAGCACGGGGGACGGAUACUUCUGCUCCGCUCUCCGCCUGGUGCUGGAGAUCCACCGCUCAGAGGAGGAAGGAGACGUGGUUGUGUUUCUGGUGACGACACAGGAGAUAGAUCUGGCCCAUGACAUCCUGUGCCAUGAGGGGCAGAGUGUACCCCCUGAGCUGGGGGACCUCCUGCCCGUCGCUGUGCACCCUGGUCGCCCUGGGAACCUACCGCUCCUGGAGGAGGGGGGGGCAGCCCGGACCCGCAGGGUGUUCCUCACAUCCAGCCCAAACGAGGACUUCUUCUGGGCCGUGGGCUCCAUAAACUUUGUCAUUGAUGCCGGGCUGGAGAAAAGAAAUGUUUACAACCCCAGGAUCAGAACUAACUCAGUCCUCAUUCAGCCAAUCAGCACGGGUCAAGCCGAGAGUCGCAAACAGCUGACAGGUCCCAAAGGCAAGUGUUUCUGCCUGUACCCGAAGGACAGACAGCUUCCUGUGCAGAUUCGCCCCCGCGUGGUGGAGUCUGACAUCACGUCCACGGUGCUCUUCCUGAAGAGGAUGGAGAUCGCUGGACUGAGUCACUGCGACUUCAUCGACAGGCCGGACCCCGGAGGCCUCAUGCAGGCUUUGGAGGAGCUGGACUACCUUGCAGCUCUGGAUGAUGACGGAAACCUCUCAGCGAUGGGCAUCAUCAUGUCUGAGUUCCCCCUGGAGCCGCAGAUGGCCAAAACUCUGCUGGCCUCCUGUGAGUUCGACUGCUUCAGCGAGGUGGUCAUCAUCGCUGCCAUGCUAACAGCACCAACUUGCUUCAUAGUUCCCUCUGCGGACAUGAAGCCAGAGGCGACUCAGAGCCACAUGAAGUUCCAGCACCCGGAGGGAGACCACUUCACCCUCAUCAACAUCUACAAGGCCUUCAAACAAAGCCAGCAGAACCCAUGCUGUAAUGAGGAGAAGUGGUGUCAGGAUUCCUUCCUGAGCCACGCCGCUCUGCUGGCAGCGGACGCUCUUUGCUCUGAGCUCACGGACACUCUGAAGAGGAUCGAGCUGCCCACCUCACUGCCCGCCUUCGGCUCCCGCAGCAACACCUUCAGCAUCAAGAGAGCCCUGCUGGCAGGCUUCUUCAUGCAGGUCAGGAAACACAACUUUAAUAAACAGACCCUUCAGGUGGACAACAACAAACCGAUCAACAUCCUGACGGGUAUCGACUACUGGCUCGACAAUCUGAUGUGUAAUGUCCCCGAGCUCGUCAUGUGCUUUCACGUCAACGGCAUUGUACAGAAAUACGAGAUGAUAAAAACCGAGGACAUCCCUCAUCUGGAGAACUCGACCUUCUCCACGAGGGUGGUGAAAGACAUCGCCCAAAACAUCCUCUCCUUCCUGAAGUCCAACUGCACCAAAGAGGGUCACACCUACUGGCUGUUCAAAGCCAGUGGGAGUGACAUUGUGAAGCUUUAUGAUCUUACUACUCUGUGUGAGGAGGCGGAAGAAGAGAAAUGUCAGAAUCCCUUCACUCUUCCUGUGGCUGUGCUUUUAUACCGAGUUGCCAGUAACAUGAUGCUGAAGGCGAGUCAAAACAGAAAGCACUACGGCACAAUCAGAACUCUGCUCCUGAACUGCGUCAAACUGCUGGAUGAGGAGAGGCACCCACAGAUCAUCGCCUCGGCUCACUACAUGCUGUCAGAGCUGUUCCAGCUGGACGAGCCUCCGGAGGAAGAUGGAGAGGAGUCGAUUCGGGCCGGCGGCUCAGAGGACAGCUACAGCGACGAAGACAGAGAGGAAGAGGAGGAGCUGACGGAGGACAGUGACGAGAACGUGUCCUACCGCUCCUGCUGCAGCCCGCAGGACGACAGCAAGGCUGUGGCUGUGAUCCGCUCCGUGGUGGAGCUGUCCGUCCCCGAGAAAUACAAAUCCACUCACCAGAUCAGGCCAAGCAGUGUUUUCCCUGUUUCUCUAGACAAGGAGGAGAAAUGCAGACAUGUCCUGAGCUGCGUGCUAAAGGGGCUGAAGGCGGUGGAUGUCACCAUCAAGAAGGAGAGCGAUCUUCCCGCUGCAGACCCCAACACGCCCAUUCCUCUUAAAUACGAGGACAGAAAUGCAAUCGGAGCCUGUGCUGCCGAGCAAGGCCUCUCUCUUCUUCUUGAGAGAGCGAUGGCGUGGCAGGCGGACCAGAAGCUCCCGACGCGCUCCGGGAUGAUCCCCGGCUCCUGGCAGCACCGCAUGAAGCUGCAGCUCUUCCUCAAAGCCUCCAAAGCGUACUACGUCCUGUCGGAUGCUGCCACCAAGCUGCAGAAGUACGGGCGAGCUCUGCGCUACAUCAAGCUUUCCCUGCAGUGUUACGGUGAGGUUAUUUAACAUGAAGUGAUGCAAUAAACCGAACACGGCCUUCUCCAUCGCUGCCCCCACACUCGGGAGCUCACUCCCACAACACAUCAGAGACCGCACUGACCAACACACCUCUUCAGACUGGCUUCUCGUGUGUGAAUAAUGUUGUGUUGCUGUUUUAAUAUUUAAAUUCAA